Molecule: messenger RNA, 1833 nt
Organism: Candida albicans SC5314
Lineage: Eukaryota; Fungi; Ascomycota; Pichiomycetes; Serinales; Debaryomycetaceae
Exons: 1
Coding region: 1-1833 (610 amino acids)
Cellular component (GO): cytoplasm; ubiquitin ligase complex
Molecular function (GO): protein binding
Source: RefSeq, a predicted model, not a curated record
AUGUCUUCAGACCCUGCAAGACCAGAUCUAGAUGUUUCCAUAGAUCUGAUUUUCUCUAUAAGUCACCAAUUGGAUAGAGGAACCCCCGCUUCUAGUACUUCAUCAUCGAACCAAGAUCCCGAAGUGGCAAAGGCAUUUAGUGAGAUUUGUUUGGCAUGCCGAACUGGGGAUAUUGAAGUAGUGGACUCGUUAUUAUCUACUCCAAACCUAGACAUAAACCAGGUUGAUGAGUAUGAUUAUUCACCUUUGAUUUUGAGUUCAUUGUGUGGGCAUUAUGAUAUAGUUGAAUUAUUAUUACAACGUGGUGCUGUCUGUGAUCGGGAUACUUUUCAAGGAGCACGUUGUAUAUAUGGUGCUUUGACAGAUGAAAUUAGAGACUUACUAGUAAGUUUUGAUAUUUCAAAAGCGGUGGAUGUGACACAACCAUUUGCUGGUCAUAUAGCUUCAUUGUUGAACCCAUUACUAGGUACUAUUACUGCAGACGUGGUUUUUCAAUUUAAGCAACCUGGGAUCCCUGAAGAUUUAAGAGUAUUCAAACUGCAUAGGUUUUUAUUGGCAUCUCGAAGUCCUUAUUUUGAGGAAAAAUUUAAUGGGGAAUGGGAAAAUUUGACUGUGAUUACAAUGCCCAUGAGUGUUGAUCCUGCAGUAUUCAAAAGAAUAAUAAAUUAUUUUUAUCUUCGAACUCAUGCUGUUUUGAAUGACAGUUAUGCUAUUCAAGAUCAGUUGCUUAAAUUGGCACGAAUGUAUGAGCUCGAUGAUUUGGUAGACGGUAUUGAAGAGAUAAAGGGAAUUGAAGACGAAAAAGCAAGAGCCAAGAUAGGGCAUGAUUUGUCAUUCAAGUUUGUUGAAAAGGCGAGAAAAGAUUUGGAUGAUUUCUUAUUGCAAAAGAUUCUUGGUGAGAAAUUGAGCACGGACAUGGACUUGAAAGAUGAUGUUGAUUUGGAAGAUAUCGAUUGCACAGAGUUUUUGAGUGAUGCCCAGAGAGAAGCAUUACUUGAAGCAGACUCUAUCCCAGACGUAAUUCUAGCUUGUGUCGAUUCCGAGUCUGAAUCUGUUAUUUAUUAUCCUGUGAACAAAUCAAUAAUUGCUCGAUCUGAGUAUUUUGAUACUAUGUUUAAAUCAGAAAUGUUUACAGUUGCAGAAGAAGACUUGCCAUUAUAUAGAGAGGCUGGAGUUCAAGUCAUUAAUCGUCCACAGCUAGAUACGGACCAUCUUGCAAUAAUUCAAGUUUCCACAAGUACUGCCAAUCAGAAAAUUGCUGAAAUGGUGUUAUCCUUUUUGUAUCAUGACAAUAUCAACAACAUUCCAUUGGAUUUGUCACUAGAAUUACUAUUUGCUGCUGACGAAUUGUUUUUGGAAAGGUUGAAAACAAUGAGUGCUGUGAACAUCACUUCUCAGUUCCAAAAGUUCAACUUCCAAGAGUUUCAAUCUUUACAAGACAAACUAGACUGCAAUGCCUAUGAUUUGAUCCGAGCAUCCUGGCAAACUAGAUGUGAUAAGCUAGAACAACAUGUGACAAAAAUGAUUGCAUAUAAUUUAUCAGAAAUUUUUAAUCUGGAAAUAGAACGCCAAAAGUUGUCUGACUUGAUCAAAGAGUCUGCAGAAAGAAUUAAAGAAAGACAAGACACAGAUACAAUUGAAUUGGUUGAUGAUGUCAGGUAUUAUUUGACCAAAAAGUAUGCCAUCAAUGAGGAGAUUGGAUCAUUUGACCCAACUUUUUCAUCAGACAAGAAUACAGAUGAUAUCAAUCUAUACAAAACUGCAUUGCUUCAGUAUGAAAAGGACGUUGAAAUUAUAGACUAUUUAUUAGACCAAUUGCAUUUAGAUGCAUGA